This is a messenger RNA of Humulus lupulus (European hop), 4209 nucleotides long. Its product is annotated as translocase of chloroplast 120, chloroplastic-like. Bases 204 to 3851 code for a protein of 1215 amino acids. NCBI's taxonomy places the organism in Eukaryota, Viridiplantae, Streptophyta, Magnoliopsida, Rosales, Cannabaceae. Gene Ontology annotation, biological process: protein targeting to chloroplast. Gene Ontology annotation, cellular component: chloroplast outer membrane. The record is from RefSeq and is a predicted model, not a curated record. Gene Ontology annotation, molecular function: GTPase activity; GTP binding. The transcript has 2 exons.
AGUAGAAUAGAAUAGAUAGAUACAUAGUCAGUAUAUAGAUAUAGAAACGAAGCAACCCAAAAGGGAUUAACGAUCUCCUCUCUCUCUCUCUCUCUCUCUCCUCCUCGACUGAGCAGAGCCUUUCUGUUUCUCUCUCUAAAAGCCUGAACCAGGGAUUUGAGGGUGAAUCUAGGGUUUAGGAGUAACAUUUUGCGGAUUUGGGGAUGGAAAAUGGGUCUGGGAUUGUUGCUGGCUCUCGCUGGCCAAACGAAACGAAUGCAGAAGUUGGGGUUUUUCAGGAGAGGGUAGAGGAGAAGGCUGUUUUGGGGUCUGAUGGAUUGGAUGAGGUGGAGGUUUUUGAGGAGGCUGUUGAGUCACCGGAGCAUUUGGAAGAGCAGGGUGGGGCAAAAGUUGAUUGCAGGGAUCGGAUUGUCCUUGCUGAAGAAGGAAAUAUGUUGACGGUGAGUGAUGCAAGUUUGGCGGGGGUUGCUGAAAUUCCCAAUGGUGGAGAUGACUUAGAGAACUUUGAAGAGGCAAUUGGCAUACCAGAUCAGAUUGGAAAAGAGGUGGACAAGGAGACACUUGUUACUACCGAAGAGAAGGCAGACGACUUUGGUGGUGCAAAUGGUGCUGAGGGGGAUGUGGUGGCAGGCGAGAUUGAUGGGGAGAAGACUGUACUUGAAGAUGUGGCGUUUGAAGUGAAGGUAUGUGGAAACGAAGCUCUUGUGGUCAGCAAAGAUGGGGUGAAGGAGAUUUCUGAGAUUAGCAUUGGUGGAGAAAUAGAAUCUAAAAUUGCUGGGGAUGAGUUUGAGGAGAACUCUAAUAUAGUGAUUGAUAAUGAGAAGUCUGAAAGUGAUAAUUUUGAUAAUGUAAAUUCAGAGAAAGCACCUGCAGGUGAAAAAAUGGACAAUGAAGCUGCCUCCCUUGAGUGUCAUCAAGAGAUCGAGUCCAGCAAGGAGAAUUCGACUGAAGCUAGCAAAGUCCAGGAGAUAGACGAAAAUACCUUGGGUGUUGAAGAUCAAAAUGUCAGGAUUGUUUAUGAUGACCCAAAUUUGAAGGUUCAUGAUGAAAAGGGAGUCCAAAUGGAUGGUGAACAACAGGAUUCUGAUAGUAAUCUACAGAAAUCUGGAACUAGCAUUGAUUCAGUGCAUGGUGAUGAUAAUGUAGAGCCACAUAGCUCUCAGAUACAUAUUGAACAUAACGAUCAUCAGAAUGGUGACGCUAGAGUGACUUCUGCCGAGCUGCUUUCUGAAGUUAAAGCAGAAACUUCUGAGCUGAAAAAUACUUUAGCAAACAAAGUAACAUCUAUCAAGGAAAGGGUGCCACGAGAAGUCACAAGCUCAACUUUUUCUGAGAAGUCAACUGUGGAAAAGACAGAGGUGAUCAAGGCCAGUGCAACUGAGGGUCACAAGGCUAUUCAACCAGAACAAGUUAGGGAUGUUCAUGUAGUAUGUGAUAAUGGCACUGCUAAGGAGCCAGAAAAGAGUGAAGAGAAAGAUCAGGAAGAGAAGCGCAGUACUCAAAAUAAUAGGGUAGUGAACCAGCCAGCACAAGAAAAUGCUUCUUUACCAGGUAAAUCUACCAAUCCUGCUUCCUCUAAUGCACCUCCUGCCGGCUUAGGGCGUGCUGCCCCUUUACUAGAACCUUCUCCUCGGGUGGUGCAGCAACCUCGGGUCAAUGGUAGUGUAACUCAUAUGCAGAACCAACAAAUUGAGGAGCCUGUUAAUGGAGGUGAUUCAGAGGAGUAUGAUGAAACUCGUGAGAAACUGCAGAUGAUAAGGGUAAAGUUUCUGCGGCUUGCACAUAGGCUUGGACAGACUCCUCAUAAUGUUGUUGUAGCUCAAGUUUUGUAUAGACUUGGUUUGGCAGAACAGUUGCGUGGGAGAAAUGGGGGCCGUGUUGGGGCCUUUAGCUUUGAUCGUGCAAGUGCUAUGGCAGAGCAGCUUGAGGCAUCGGGACAAGAACCCCUUGAUUUCUCUUGUACUAUUAUGGUCCUUGGAAAGUCAGGGGUUGGUAAAAGUGCCACUAUCAAUUCUAUUUUUGACGAAGUGAAGUUUGGCACAGAUGCUUUUCAGAUGGGUACAAAGAAGGUUCAGGAUGUUGUGGGAACUGUACAAGGGAUUAAGGUACGUGUUAUUGACACACCUGGCCUUCUACCUUCAUGGUCUGACCAACGUCAGAAUGAGAAGAUUUUGCAAUCUGUUAAGCGCUUUAUCAAGAAAACACCUCCAGAUAUUGUGUUAUAUCUGGAUAGGUUGGACAUGCAAAGCAGGGAUUUUAGUGAUAUGCCAUUGUUGCGCACCAUAACAGAUAUAUUUGGCCCUUCAAUAUGGUGCAAUGCAAUUGUUGUACUGACGCAUGCUGCUUCUGCUCCGCCGGAUGGCCCAAAUGGUACUGCUUCUAGUUAUGACAUGUUUGUCACUCAACGAUCUCAUGUUGUCCAGCAAGCCAUACGUCAGGCAGCUGCAGAUAUGCGGUUAAUGAAUCCAGUUUCAUUAGUGGAGAACCACUCUGCAUGCAGGACAAACAGGGCUGGGCAAAGAGUUUUGCCAAAUGGCCAGGUUUGGAAACCACAUUUGUUACUGCUCUCUUUUGCAUCAAAAAUCUUGGCUGAAGCAAACGCACUUCUAAAACUGCAAGAUAGUCCACCUGGAAAGCCUUUUGCAAAUCGAAGUAGGGGACAUCCUUUGCCUUUUCUUCUUUCUUCCCUGCUUCAAUCAAGGCCACAGUUGAAGCUUCCUGAAGAACAGUUUGGUGAUGAGGAUGAUCUAGAUGAUGAUUUGGAUGAAUCAUCAGACUCUGAUGAUGAAACAGCGUAUGAUGAGUUGCCCCCAUUCAAAAGUUUGAACAAUGCCCAGUUGGCAAAGCUUUCUAAAGCUCAAAAGGAGGUGUACUAUGAUGAAUUAGAGUAUAGAGAAAAGCUUCUUAUGAAGAAACAGUUGAAGGAAGAGAAGAAGCAGCGGAAAAUUAUGAAGAAAAUGGCAGAAUCUGUGAAGGAUCUGCCCAGGGAUUUAGGUGAAAAUACAGAAGAAAGUACCGGUGGGGCAUCUAUUCCUGUUUCCAUGCCAGAUUUUGUCUUACCUGCUUCAUUUGAUUCAGACAACCCCACUCACCGGUAUCGUCAUCUUGAUUCUUCAAACUGGCUUGUGAGGCCUGUUCUAGAAACUCAUGGUUGGGAUCACGAUGUUGGUUAUGAAGGAAUAAAUGUAGAGAAAUUGUUUGUGGUUAAGGAGAAAAUACCCUUGUCCUUUUCUGGCCAGGUAACCAAGGAUAAGAAGGAUGCCAAUGUCCAAAUGGAAGUUGCGAGCUCAGUAAAGCAUGGAGAAGGCAAAGCAACUUCAUUAGGUUUUGAUAUGCAGACUGUUGGGAAGGACUUGGCUUAUACUCUACGGAGUGAAACAAGGUUUAGUAAUUUCAGGAGGAACAAGGCUACUGCAGGUUUAUCGGUUACUCUCUUAGGGGAUGCUGUAUCAGCUGGAGUUAAACUUGAGGACAAGUUAAUAGCUCAUAAACGGUUCCACUUGGUUAUGGCUGGGGGUGCAAUGACCAGUCGUGGUGACGUAGCUUAUGGUGGCAGUCUUGAGGCACAGUUGAGAGAUAAAGAGUACCCCUUGGGUCGUUGGCUGUCAACGCUUGGGCUAUCGAUCAUGGAUUGGCAUGGUGAUCUUGCUUUAGGAUUAAAUGUACAAUCUCAGAUUCCGGUCGGACGUCAUACAACUAUGAUUGCUCGUGCCAAUGUUAAUAACAGAGGAGCUGGGCAAUUGAGCAUUCGCUUAAAUAGUUCAGAACAGUUUCAGUUAGCUUUGGUUGGUCUCAUUCCUCUACUCAGAAAGUUUAUCACUUGUAUGCCGCAAUUGUCGUUUUGGCAAUGAUGAAGGUGCAGCGCGAGGGUAUAUGUCCAUUGAUUUUCACCAUCUCUUGUCAACCCAACCCAGAAGCCUCUCCCAUUCAAUAUAGUGAUAUUUUAGCUUUUCUAAUUAUUAGAUAGUUGCGUUUGGUGAUUUUUGUUCCUGUCAGCUACUGGACCAAGUUUUGCCUUUUAUUUUAUUUUCUCUUAUCCAAUCAAGUCUUUUUAUCUCAAUUCUAUGUGAUAUAAACUGCAUAAUUUGUCACUUGCUUUACCCUAGCGAUUUUCCAUUAGUAACUUUGUCAGGAUUGCCUUACUAGUUUUGCUCUUUUUGGGUGUUUUUUCUUCUCCUAAAACAAUGAUACAGUGACAUUGGAGUCGUA